AUGGUUGAAAAGGAAGAGGCAGUAUUCCGCUCUGCGGAGAUGUCUUUGGUUCAAUUAUAUGUUCCUACAGAAGUUUCAAGAGAAGUGGUAUAUGAGAUUGGACAGCUUAAUUUGGUGCAAUUCCGUGACUUGAACUCCAAGGUGAACGAAUUCCAACGUUCAUUCGUUAAGGAAUUGAGAAAGCUUGAUAACAUCGAAAGGCAAUUCUUCUCCUUCAAGACUCAACUUGACAAAAGAGAUAUCGCAAUCAAGGCUUACCCUUACGCUCUGGACUUAGCGAGAGUUGCUCCUCAAUCUGAAAUAGAUGAGUACUAUGAAAAUUCAUCUUUAUUGGAAGACCGUGUUAAUCAGUUGAUUGAAAGUAACGAAACCUUGUACAAGAAGCAGCAAGAUUUGCAACUGAAAAAGUACACAAUCCAAGGUGUGGGAAACUUUUUUGCAAGUAACGGAUCUUCUAGUGGUGUCAAUAUCACCGACGACUUAGAAACCGGUGGAGUCCCUACAUCAUCUCAUUCAUCCUUUAUUGCUGGUGUAAUCAACCGUGACAAGGUCGCAGUACUUCAGCAAAUCUUGUGGAGAGUACUUAGAGGUAACUUAUACUACCACACUGAGGAAUUAACCGAAAAGAUUUACGAUGAUAAAUCAAACACAUUUGUUGAGAAGAAUUUUUUUAUUAUCUUUUCCCAUGGUUCUUUGAUUUUCCAGAGAAUUAAAAAAAUUUGUGAGUCUUUGGACGCUUCUUUGUAUGAUGUUGAUAUUACCAGCUCAUUAAGAGAAGAAGCUCUCUCUGAAACUGAUGCCAAGUUAACAGAUCUCUCUAUUGUGUUGGAGCAAACUGAAAAUGCUUUGAGUACUGAAUUGAUUGCCAUCUCCAAAGAACUUGCUAAGUGGUGGGAAAUUAUAGCAAGGGAAAAAGCAGUCUAUAAGACUAUGAACCGUUGUGAUUACGAUGAUGGUAGAAAGACUCUUGUAGCCGAAGGAUGGAUCCCAAGUGACGAAAUUCAAACUUUAACUACCACUGUGAAAACCACUUCCCAGUCAGUGCCAACUAUUAUUAACGUCUUAGAAACUACCAGAACUCCUCCUACUUUCCAUCGUACUAACAAGUUCACUGAUGCCUUUCAAAAUAUCUGUGAUGCCUAUGGAAUUGCUUCAUAUCGUGAAGUUAACCCAGGUUUACCUACGAUCAUCACUUUCCCAUUUAUGUUCGCAAUUAUGUUUGGUGAUUUAGGGCAUGGGUUUAUUUUAUUCUUGGCCGCAUUGGCACUUGUAUUAAAUGAGAAGAAAUUAGGUGCUAUGAAACGUGAUGAAAUUUUCGAUAUGGCAUUUUCUGGUAGAUACAUCUUAUUGUUAAUGGGAAUUUUUUCCAUGUACACUGGUACAUUAUACAACGAUGUUUUCUCCAAGUCAAUGACCCUUUUCAACUCUGGAUGGGAAUGGCCAGAACACUUUAAAUUAGGUGAAACUGUUUUAGGUAAACAGGUAGGAACCUAUGCUUUCGGUAUCGAUUCGGCAUGGCACGGAACUGAGAAUGCUUUGUUAUUCACAAAUUCUUAUAAGAUGAAGCUUUCCAUCUUGAUGGGUUAUGUCCAUAUGUCUUACUCAUAUGGAUUUUCAUUAGUCAAUUAUCUUAAUUUCCACAGUGUGAUUGAUAUUGUUGGUAAUUUCAUUCCAGGUUUGAUUUUCAUGCAAGGUAUCUUCGGUUACUUGUCCCUUUGUAUUGUUUACAAGUGGUCUGUUGAUUGGUAUGCCAUUGGAGAACAACCACCAGGAUUGCUUAACAUGUUGAUUUCUAUGUUCUUAUCUCCAGGUACUAUUGCUGAGCCAUUAUAUAGUGGCCAGUCCACAGUUCAGGUUGUCUUAUUAUGUGGAGCUUUAAUCUGUGUUCCAUGGUUAUUAUUGGUUAAACCUUUGUACUUUAAGAGAAAACUUGAUAAGGAAGCUGCAGAAGCGCAAUACCAGGAGCUUCAUGGGAGUGAAACCACUGUACAUGAAGAAGAACCAGAACAUGAUGAUGACGAUGAAGACCACGAGGAGCAUAACUUCGGUGAUAUUAUGAUCCAUCAAGUUAUUCACACAAUUGAGUUCUGUUUGAAUUGUGUUUCUCAUACAGCUUCAUACUUGAGAUUGUGGGCUUUGUCCUUGGCCCAUGCUCAGUUGUCUACCGUUUUGUGGUCCAUGACUAUGGCUAUUGGAUUUGGCCCUACUGGUGUUUUUGGUGUAAUUAUGGUUUUCUGUUUGUUUGCCAUGUGGUUUACUUUGACUGUUGUCAUUUUAGUCCUUAUGGAAGGUACUUCUGCCAUGUUGCACUCUUUGAGAUUACACUGGGUCGAAUCCAUGUCCAAGUUCUUCAUCGGAGGAGGUAGUCCCUAUGAACCAUUUGGUUUCAAGGAUUUGUUGAGUGACAUUUUGUAA
This is a messenger RNA of Dujonia railenensis, 2415 nucleotides long. NCBI's taxonomy places the organism in Eukaryota, Fungi, Ascomycota, Pichiomycetes, Serinales, Debaryomycetaceae. The record is from the annotation of a GenBank genome assembly.